Messenger RNA from Heterocephalus glaber (naked mole-rat), 7523 nucleotides. It is a transcript of the gene Luzp1, whose product is annotated as leucine zipper protein 1. Gene Ontology annotation, biological process: neural fold bending. NCBI's taxonomy places the organism in Eukaryota, Metazoa, Chordata, Mammalia, Rodentia, Bathyergidae. The record is from RefSeq and is a predicted model, not a curated record.
GGAGCCGCCGGCCGCUGGGACCUGGGCGCCCAAGCACUAGGCUGGCGGGAGCGCGGGUCGGAGCCUCUGAGGGACUCCUACAACUCUGCAGUCAGGGUAUCAGCCAGCACUGUAGUCAUCUGAAAAUAUAACUAGAGAAGGACAGGACCUGCUUCCAAAUUUAUUCAGUCAAGGGGCAACUGGCAUUGAGAGAGAGUGACUGUUCCCAAGACAGCAAACAUUGGAGGAACAGCCAGAAGUAUUGACAGAAAGCUUAAAUUACCUAAAUGACUGAUAAUGGUCUCCAGCUGCCAGAGAAGGUUGUGGAUGCCAAGAGAAAGGUAACCAUUUCUCAUCCCCUCAAGUGGAAUUGGAUGCCUCUAGGAGCCCACAUUGGCUGGUGGUAGACAUGGCUGAAGUUGCAAGCUACAAAGAUACUUCCUCCAGCCGCCACCUGCGGUUUAAGUUACAAAGCCUGAGCCGCCGUCUUGAUGAGUUGGAGGAAGCCACAAAAAACCUCCAGAAAGCGGAGGAUGAGCUCCUGGAUCUCCAGGACAAGGUGAUUCAGGCAGAAGGCAGCAACUCUAGCAUGUUGGCUGAGAUUGAAGUGCUACGUCAGCAGGUGCUGAGAAUUGAAGGUAAAGAUGAGGAAAUUAAAAAAGCAGAGGAUCUGUGUCAUCUCAUGAAGGAGAAACUUGAAGAGGAGGAAAACCUUACCCGGGAGCUGAAAUCUGAGAUUGAACGGCUUCAGAAACGCAUGGCUGAGUUGGAGAAGCUGGAGGAGGCCUUCAGUAGGAGCAAGAAUGACUGUACUCAGCUUUGUUUGAGCCUGAAUGAGGAGAGAAAUCUGACGAAGAAAAUCUCCUCUGAGCUGGAAAUGCUCAGAGUCAAAGUGAAAGAACUGGAAUCUUCUGAGGAUCGCCUGGAUAAAACUGAGCAAAAUUUAGUGUCAGAGCUAGAAAAGCUGAAGUCAUUAACGCUGAGCUUUGUCAGUGAGAGAAAAUACUUGAAUGAAAAGGAGAAAGAAAAUGAGAAAUUGAUUAAAGAGCUCACUCAAAAACUGGAACAGAACAAGAAAAUGAAUCGAGAUUAUACAAGGAAUGCUUCUAAUCUUCUGGAAAGGAAUGACCUGCGGAUUGAGGAUGGCAUCUCUUCUGCACUGCCAUCCAAGGAAUCAAGAAGGAAGGGUGCUCUGGACUAUCUAAAACAGGUGGAGAACGAAACAAGAAACAAAUCAGAAAACGAAAAGAACCGAAAUCAGGAGGACAACAAAGUCAAAGACCUUAACCAAGAAAUUGAGAAACUUAAGACACAAAUCAAACAUUUUGAAUCUUUGGAAGAGGAGCUUAAGAAAAUGAGGGCCAAAAACAGUGACCUUCAAGAUAAUUACCUAAGUGAACAAAAUAAAAACAAAAUCUUAGCCAGCCAGCUGGAAGAGAUAAAGCUACAAAUCAAGAAGCAGAAACAGUUAGAAAAUGGAGAAAUAGAAAGGGAAGAUGCUUUCCUGUCCAGCAAAGGCAGGCAUGAGAGGACUAAGUUUAGGGGCCAUGGUGGUGAGGCGUGUGGGUCUAAGUACCCAUCCCGAGAACUGUCUCCUCAGCAUAAGCGAGAAAGGCUCCGGAAUAGGGAGUUUGCUCUCCAUAGUGAAAACUACUCUGUGAGCAACAGGCAUGUUUCCUCUCCCACCUUCACCAGCAGGAGGGUAGCCAAAGCUUCCAACAUGGUGGCAGGUACAGAGAGUGGGGCUCAGGAGACAAAGAGAACCGAAGACCGAUUUGCCCCUGGAUCCUCUCAGAGUGACGGGAAGAAGGCCAGGGAGCAGCCAUCUGUGCUUAGCCGCUACCCCCCAGCUGCCCAGGAGCACAGUAAAGUCUGGAAGGGAACUCCCAAACCAGGCACCGAGAGUGGACUGAAGGGAAAAGUAGAGAAGACAACACGAACAUUUAGUAACUCCACUCAUGGAUCUGUCCCUAGUGACACAUUAGAUAGAGCUGACAAGGCUUCAGACACCUUGUCGGAGGCCCACUUCAGCAAGCGAGCACAGGUACCUGACAGUGAAAGUCAAGUAACUCCAGCUACAGACCAUGUCUGCUCUAAGGCUACUGGAGCCCUGGCCUCAUCUCGAAGAUCAUCUUCAGAAGGACUCUCUAAAGGUAAAAAGGCUGCCAAUGGCCUGGAGGCUGAUACUGGUUCCCCCACCUCCAAGGCUUCUAUUUUAUCAAAGUAUCCCUAUAGUUCCAGAAGCCAAGAGAACAUCCUUCAGGGCUUUUCAACCCCAAAUAAAGAAGUUGAGCAGCCUGUAGCAGUUGUGAUGGAAGAUAGCAGUCACCAUGAAGCCUUGCGGUGUCGAGUCAUCAAAUCCAGUGGUGGAGAGAAGCCUGACUCAGAUGAUGACUUGGACAUGGCAUCUCUGGUUACUGCCAAGUUGGUAAACACAACCAUCACUCCAGAGCCAGAGCCCAAACUACCGCCCACCCCUAGAGAAAAGGCCAAAUCUCGAGGGGAACAUAGAAUCUCCCGAUUUGAGAAUGACAAAAACACUGGGAUAGAAAGUGAAUCUGUGAAACCUGUCAGAGCCUCUAGCAAUGCUGUGGAACUUGCAGAUGCCAAUGGUGCUGGAGUAAAAAGCCAGAGGCCCUUCAGUCCCAGAGAGGCCUUGCGGUCUAGAGGUGUCAUCAAACCUGUUAUCAUUGAUAAGAAUGUGAAAAAAAUAAUGGGAGGAUCUGGAACUGAGGCUGUGUUAGAGAAACAGAAACUCACCUCUAAACCAGGGCCAAACAAAGUGACAAGCAGCAUUACUAUCUACCCCUGUGACAGCAGCAGCCCUAGAGCUGGCCCAGGUGAGGCCCUGAGGGAGAGGCACACGUCCACCAGCAACAUCCAGGUUGGGCCCGCAGAGCUUAUGCCAGUUAGCAACCAUGUCAGCUCCCCCUUUGAGCUCUCCAUUCACAAACAUGACAUCACAGUGCAGCUCACAGAAGCUGAAAGACUAGGAGAUGGGUCCUCAAAGAACAGGCCAGACAUGGUGGUGUCUCGGAGCAGCAUUCUAAUCAAGCCAUCAGAUUCUGUGGAAAGGAAUAGCCAUGCCGCCCCAGCGGAGACAAUCAGGUGGAAAAGCCACAGCACCCCUUCAGAGGGGGGCUCCUCAGACACUAGGCACAUUACUGUACGCAAUGCCUGGAAGACUAAGGAAGACUUGAAGUCUUUUGAAGACGCCCCAACUCAAGUAGGUAGAAACAUGGAAUCUACCAACACUUACAUCCAGAGGUCUUCCACAGACUUCUCAGAACUUGAACAGCCCAGAUCCUACCUUUCUGAGUCAGGCAUUCGAAGGGUAGGAAAUUCUGGGGAUGCAGCUGAGCUUUCCUCCAGAAGGACCCAAAGUAGCCUAACAGUGUCUGAGGUGCUCACCCAUCGGAGUCGGGCAGGAGAUAGGGUCAUGGCUGCAGCUUGGAACCAUUCCGCAGGCAUGGAGGAAGGUGAAGACUGUGCACUCAGUGUCCACAGACGACUGCACAACUCCUUGGAGCAGUCUGAAUGGCCUGUGAAGCCAGGACUGCCAGAGCUGGGGCGAGUUCGAGCCGAGGAACGAUUACGGCCAAGUAGGCCUUGUGCUGAGGAAAACUGAGCCAGCUGGGUGAGGUCUCCUGUCUCCUCUGCUCCUGCUUCUCAGCUCUUCCACCGCCUGCCCUGCGAAGUAUCUAAGACCAGUUAACCAGUUGGACACAAGGCCUUGGCUGGGAGACUGGUAGAGAGCUGGGUUGUGGCUCAGGUAAUUUUUGCCAGUUGGCCAGAGGGGAUCACAGACUACAACCUGGACAGUCACCCAGGCCCAGCCUUCCUUGAUGCAUGAGUCCUCUUUCUUUGUCCCUGUCCCUAAGGUAGCAUGGACCACUUUGGCCCUCAAAUAGGGAGCUGUAGGAACCUCCCACCAUACAACAGUAGCCAAAAUUCUCUGCUCCCUGGUGGGUAGUUUCUGUAUCUUAGAGUAGCCCCUUCUCUGUUAAGUCCCUUAAUGCGUUGACUUCUGUCUCCUCACCAUGUUCAGUUUGCUCUUUGUGCUGAGGGCCCACAUGCCCACUAAGGAUUAUCAGCCAUUAGCUCCACCUGGGGGGCUUCCAUUCCUUCUUCCCUUGGAGUUCUUUUCCUCAGACUUUGAAAGCAGAAGGGGUCUGUGCUGCCUCUGAGGGAUUAUGGCACUACCUUGUAGGCUGAGGCUUCUCUGACCUGGCCCCGCCCCCGGCUGACCAGUUUCCUGGGGGCAGAGCGUGCAGAUACCUGUUGGAAUGACACCAUCCCUCCCCCACCCCAGCUCUCUGCUCAUCUUCCAAAGACACCGGAAGUGCGCAAGCCUCAUGCAUCUCCUUCCUCCGUAAUGCUGCUGGCAGAACUGCACGCUCUCCUGUGGUUGGAGACUUCAGCUGACAUCAUCGUUCCCAUUUUGGGAAAAUUCCUGGACUGAGCUGGGCCUGACCCAGUAUACUCUGCCUUCUAGGAAGUGCCCCAGCAAGGGGGAAAGCAGACAGGAAGAAGCAAUUUCCCUUCAGUCACUCCACAAGCAAUAGCUCCACAAAAGGCAUGGACUGAGAAUCUUCUCUCCUGUUCCUCCUCCUCCAUCCCACAUGGAGGAGGCUUCGCACUUUACCACACUGAUGCAUUCCUACAGAAGUUGCCCCGAUGCCUGCAAGUCGACUAUCGUUACAGUGACUUCAUUGAAAGAAAGAUUAUCUGCCCAUUGAGGACCUCAGGUUUAUAUAGUUCAAAGUGCAGCAAGUCUUUCAGGAAGCCGCAUUAAAAACAAAAGACUAGUUUCCUUAUACCAGUCACACAGGGGAGUUAAAAACUAUAUUCAUGGCACAGCUUUUUCUACAGCAUCCUCAAUAUAAGCGAGGGAUUUCCUUUAAAGGCUACUGGUAUGAAGCAGAUGCCAUUGCUUUCACCAGCAAGGGAGCGUUAGACUAGGAGUCUAGAAAGCUGUUUUUUCUGAGGCUUUAUUACUUCCUUGCUGUGUAACCUUGGGAGAGUCCUUGUCUUCUGGAAACCUUAGUUUCCCUGUCUAUAAAAUGAGCUCUUUGAAAUGGAUGAUCUCUUAAGGGGUCUGAAUCUGGAAUUCAAAAUUCCUGUUUUCACUAUCCGUUGUGGGCUGCUUCUUACUAUCUACAGGGGCUUGGGGAAAUGUUUUACCUCUUGCCUUCAGUUGUCUUUGUCGGCCUUACACUUAAGUUUCUCCAUGUUUAUGUCUCACAAGGGUGAACACAAGAGAAGCUCCUUGGGCCUGUUUCCAGUCAGUGAAGGGAAGGGACUGCAUAGUCUGAAGCCUUACCCAGUGCCACAUGUGUUAUCUCCUGGCUUUUAGGCUGGGUGCUUUCUAAAACACAAGUCUACAUGUCUCCUAUUUCUGUGCCUCUCCUGAGUGUCUUCUGGGAAGUGGGAAGAGUCGGGACUUCCUCAGGAGGACUGUGAGUGGUUUUCCCUGCCUUUGCACAGGCAUUGGUGUUCAUCCUGCCCUUGUCUGCAUCAGACUGUGCUGUUCUGAGGCUUGGAGAGAACCAACCCUACUUUUUGGGCAGGAAUAUCUUGCUCAUACUUCUGUUUUCUGGAGUUUUGCUAACCUAAGGGCUUGCCACUGCUAUGUGGCUUCCCUUUCCUUUCCAUAUUCCACCACAGAUGCACAAUGUAGGAUGCUAUUUUCAAGAUUUCUCCCUGCUGCUUCUUCUGGGUCACUGGCCAGAAACUUGCUCACUCAAGGCUGCAAAUCCUCACUUGCAGCUUCUCUACCUUUUACCUGUUGGCAACCCCAGAGUUCAAAGGAAGCUAACCUCUGGGAUGGUCAAUGGAGUGGGAGGGGGCAUGUAGGAAAUUCUGUGGCUCUUCUCUGCUGAUGGAAACAGAAGGACGCCAAGCCAUGCCUAAAAAGAUCUCGCCAAUAUUUUUUGUCUUUGGGUGUUGGGGCCCUGGAUUCUGGUGCUGUAGCUCCUGGUGCCAAAGUCUGGAUCUUUCCACAUUUUAGCAGCACCAACAUCUUCAAUACUCAAAAUGCUGUGUGGAAAAGGGACAGCUGUGGUGCCUUUUUACUGGGGCUGCCAUUUUGAAAUCUGAGUGCAAUAGGGUUUGAUUGUAACAAUUUAAUGAUGUUUUAUUUUUCUUUAAUCUGCACACUUUAUAGAACCGCUGUUAAGAUAGAUUUUAUUUUUAAAUAUCUUCAGCAUUGCAGAAAAUAUGUAUUAGCAAGUGAAGGCUAGAGGCUCAGUUCCUCUGGGCUUCAAAUGGCUGGCAAGGCUGGCUCUCAGAUUCCAAAGUUGGAAGGCAUAUUUCUGAAAAGCAACUAAGGUGUGGCCACUUGCAUCCAGUCCUCACAAUCAGGAGUCCUGGAGGAAGCCUCCAAGUAGAGGGGAGACCUGGUGACUGAAUAGUUGUCUAGGCCAAAUAGUCCCACUGUCCUAGCCAACCCACUUUUAUGAUGAGCCUCUUUUGCAGCCUGGCUCUAACUCUUUUACUGGCAGGUAUAUGGUUGUGAGAAGCCUCCUAGGGAAGCUGGGAAACCUGGCCCUGCAUAGCUGCUUGGUUGGGAGGAGGCAGAGAUGGCUAAAGGCCAGGAGCUGGUCUCUCUCACUUGCCACAGUGUCUCUUGCCACUCUUGAUUCUGAAACAACCAGACAAAGCUGAAGGGAUGGUAGUAGACAAACCGUAUGUAGGUUUUGCUUCUUUGCGGGAAUGAAACAGUGGAGACUGCAGGUUAAAGGCAGGAGUGUGUGUGGGGCCAAGGACUCCAAUCUCAGCUGCAGGUGAGCUUGCACAUGAACCAUCCCUCUUGUGAGGUGCUGGGGGUUGGGGGGGAUCUAUAGUGUUCUUGGACUUCUUGUUCUGGGGCAAUUUUAGUUCUUUAGAUUUAGUGGGUCACGGUGCCAAGUGCUACAACUUCCCAGUAAAGGAACAGACCCAGACCCCUGAGGCUGGGUCCCUGGCUGUCUUUGCUGGUGUGAGUUUCUUUGUUGCUACUCUGACAAGACUGCUUCGGAAUAGCUGCUUUUAGGGAUUUUCUUUUGAAUACCCCAAGUGGGGAACAGGGUUCUCCUCAAAGCCUCAAUCAAGAUCAUAGGAAAGGGGCCCUAUUUUCCUGCUGCUUCACAGCUCAGAACAUGUUUUGAACGGAAUGUAUUUUUAAGAGAAUAAAGUCUAUUUUUUUGUAUUUUAAAGAUAGGGAGGGCUAGGAAGAUAGCCUUCAAAUAAACUGUUAUUGCAUUAUAGGCCCCUUUGGUAGGGGCAUAGUCUGUUGGUCCAUACCUAACUUGUGCAGGCAGGUGCUCUGGCCUCACCCCUUCCCUCUUGGAGGCUUUUACAUUUCUGCUCCAAACACAGGACCAAGAAGGCCAGGACCUGCCACUGGAAACCAGGGCAAAGCCAUGAGCAGUGGCUCAGGGCUCCUUGGAUGCAUGUGUGUAGUCAAAGCUGCCUGUCUGCAUGUAUCCUCUGGCUCUAAUGCUCUCUGUUGGCUCUGCAGCACAAUAUGUAACCAAUAAAACUCCCUAGUUUCCAUAUGCUCA